AUGGUCUGGAGAUGCGUGGUUUCUUUGGGUAUCAAUGUUCUGGACUUGGUGAUAUUUUGUGGCCCUGUUCACGCAACUACCCUGAAUACUGUCGUAUUCAGUCUGGAUUCUGCGUACAUAGUGUGUUCCUACUUUGAGAUGAAGAAGGGAAAGAUGGACGUCAUUCGCCGAGUCAUGAACCAACCUAGAAUAGUAUCUGAGCGCUCUUUCGGGGCGAUGACACAAGUGAUGAGCGGCGAAGUGGCCUCUUUGGAGUUUGCCUCUGUUUUCUUUCAAUGUCCCAAUUCGUUAAUGAUGGUGAGACAAGCGCAAUCAUGCAGGGCCGGCGUCGAACGGCCAAGGGACCGAGGGGUUUCCGGACCCGAUGCCGCUGGAUGCCCGGUUCUUUGCCAUAGGGGGGCACUAGAAAGGCUCUCUACUAUUACCUAA
Molecule: messenger RNA, 429 nt
Organism: Colletotrichum costaricense
Lineage: Eukaryota; Fungi; Ascomycota; Sordariomycetes; Glomerellales; Glomerellaceae
Exons: 2
Coding region: 1-429 (142 amino acids)
Source: RefSeq, a predicted model, not a curated record